Molecule: messenger RNA, 1304 nt
Organism: Microtus ochrogaster (prairie vole)
Lineage: Eukaryota; Metazoa; Chordata; Mammalia; Rodentia; Cricetidae
Gene: Rab3a
Product: RAB3A, member RAS oncogene family
Molecular function (GO): GTPase activity; GTP binding
Source: RefSeq, a predicted model, not a curated record
CUUUGCAGGACGUCUGCGAGGACUGCAGGGGCCUGAACCUCCGCUGCUGCCUGCAGUCCGGCAGCCGCUCCUAGGGCCCUGUCGUCAGCGCAGUCGCCAGGGUCGCAGCCGUCAGCAGCAUCUCAGCUCGGAGCGGACAAGAUGGCAUCAGCUACAGACUCGCGCUAUGGGCAGAAGGAGUCCUCCGACCAGAACUUCGACUAUAUGUUCAAGAUCCUGAUCAUUGGAAACAGCAGCGUGGGCAAAACCUCCUUCCUUUUCCGCUAUGCUGACGACUCCUUCACGCCAGCCUUUGUCAGCACAGUCGGCAUAGACUUCAAGGUCAAAACCAUCUACCGCAAUGACAAGCGGAUCAAACUGCAGAUCUGGGACACAGCAGGGCAGGAGCGGUACCGUACCAUUACCACAGCCUAUUACCGGGGUGCCAUGGGUUUCAUCCUAAUGUAUGACAUCACCAAUGAGGAAUCCUUCAAUGCAGUGCAGGACUGGUCGACUCAGAUUAAAACUUACUCGUGGGACAACGCCCAGGUGCUGCUGGUGGGAAACAAGUGUGACAUGGAGGACGAGCGUGUGGUGUCAUCAGAACGUGGCCGGCAGCUUGCUGACCACCUAGGGUUUGAGUUUUUUGAGGCCAGCGCCAAGGACAACAUCAAUGUCAAGCAGACCUUUGAACGUCUGGUGGAUGUGAUCUGUGAGAAGAUGUCGGAGUCGCUGGACACAGCUGAUCCCGCGGUCACAGGCGCCAAGCAGGGCCCGCAGCUCACUGACCAGCAGGCACCUCCUCACCAGGAUUGUGCCUGCUGAGCCACCCCCACCAGGGGCAAGCCCCCACCCCACCACCCUAUUUAUUAUCGUAGCUAUUUAUUUAUUUAUUGAGGGUGUCCCUGGACGCGCCCCUCACCCCUCCUGUACACAUCCUCACCCUGCUCUGCUGUGGUGUGUUGUGGUCACUGCCCCCCUAAGACCCUCCUUUUUGGUUUUCUAAGCCACCGCAUCCACAGUUGUCGGUUGUGAAGAGGGGACCAGAUGUCACUCUGAAGCAGGCUGACGGGAGAUAGCAGGGCCUGCCAGCCCCGAGGCUGGGGGAUUGCCAAGUGGACCACUGGGUUGACAGGCUGGCAUCCUGCUUGUUACUUCUUUAUCUUUGGGAAGACAGGAUGUGGGGAAGGAAGGGAGGAUCUAUUCACCUUCACUGCUUUGGGAUAUCCCCAAACCUGUUCUGACGUCAUGAGUGUCAAAUGUGUCCCCCACUUCCCUAGAAGUUAUGAACACUACACACAGUUCAAUAAAGUGAAUGGACCUUG